Molecule: messenger RNA, 465 nt
Organism: Pseudovirgaria hyperparasitica
Lineage: Eukaryota; Fungi; Ascomycota; Dothideomycetes; Acrospermales; Acrospermaceae
Exons: 1
Coding region: 1-465 (154 amino acids)
Source: RefSeq, a predicted model, not a curated record
AUGGGUUGUAUUCUGUCAGAAGCAGUAACAUGGAUUAUGCUUGGAUCGAAAGGCAUCAAGCAAUUUCGUAGACUUCGUUCUCGAGCUCAUGUUAUGAGUCCUACCCGUUCAAGUAGCAUUAUAGGGGGAUUGACGCCGUCUUCUCUGGUCGGACAUAUGUUUCACGAUGGCGAGAAGGUCUCAAGGCUUGUCAUAUUGUGGCACCAGCACCUUCGUGGCAUCAUGCAAGUAUGCGAUACAGUUACAAUCCGUAUUCUUGAUAUUGUUGAUAUGAGUCUGCUAGUAGACAUGAAGUCAAGAAUCAGUGCUCAGGAGCUACUGAAACGCAUGGAUCAUGCGAUUGGAGAGCCAGAACAUGACGACGAUGUUACCCUUGGCGCAUACGACGAGCUAGAAUCUCUUUUGGAAGAGGACCAGAGCGAAAAUAGUGAUACUGAGGAAUUUAUAGUCAUCGAUAUCGAAUAG